Rana temporaria (common frog) is the source of this 3752-nucleotide messenger RNA. RefSeq names its product TLR4 interactor with leucine rich repeats (gene TRIL). Gene Ontology annotation, molecular function: protein binding. Bases 697 to 3384 code for a protein of 895 amino acids. NCBI's taxonomy places the organism in Eukaryota, Metazoa, Chordata, Amphibia, Anura, Ranidae. The record is from RefSeq and is a predicted model, not a curated record. The transcript has a single exon.
CUUUGGCUCGGUGUCCCCUUUGUUCUGAGUGGCACGUUGUUUCCCUAGCAGUGUGUCCUUUCUCUUCCCUCACAUGUGCUGCAUGUUUCCUCCUCCCACCAGCAGCUCUGUGCUGCCUCUCCAGGAUCCUCUUUCCUAGCGAACAAUCUCAAGGGACCCAGUGUGGGAAGCACGUAUUUCCGCACUAAAACUUCUCUUUUUUCUGAAUCCUGAACAAAAGAAGCUGCAGCCUUGGAUUUCCUAGACCUGGCUUUCUUUGAAGAGGACUCACACUGUCACAUGGCCACCUGGAUUACUGUGUGACCUUUAAACUGCGCAAAUUUGGAGGGAUUUCUGGAUGAACUGUUAGAAGACCGGUUGCCAUGGAUGUGAGAGUUGCUGGAAAGGGGUUGCACGAUGUACAGUAACAUCUGGUCUAGUGCUCUUUGCUGCUGUAAGCUGGGAAGGGGCUGUGCUGUCCAGCCAGAAGACAGGGGACCCUCAGCCCCGUCUGCUCCUGUACAGAUGUGACAACUUGACUGCCAUUCACUGGAGAGAGCUGCACAGUGAGUGUUCAUGCUGCAAGUAACUGCUGGCGAUGUGCUAGAGCUGCACUCAUUUCCCAUAUCUGCUACUUGUGACAGAGCAAUGUAGAAGUCAACGAGAUGCUGAUGUACUGGAGAAUCUGCUGGAACAAGCGUCAUAGAAGUGGGCUUCAUGCACAUAGGGGAUGCACAGAGCUGGGUUCAUCUGUCCACAGCUCCAGGUGAGAUGGAGAAGGCUGUCACUUUACAGCUGCUGUUGCUGCUGCUUUGCGGUCUUUGCUCCGGUGUGGAGGAGAAAUGCCCACAGCCAUGCGACUGCCAGCAUCUCCAGCAUGUCCUCUGCUCAAACAGAGGGUUAGACACUGUACCCAAAUCUAGCCACAUACUCAAUCCUUUGGGGACCAAAACCUACAGUCUAGGAGGAAAUUUUAUCACCAACAUCAGCGCUACAGACUUUACAAACUACUUCAAUCUACAGCGGCUUGAUCUGCAGUACAAUCAGAUCCAUUUCAUUCAUCCCAAGGCAUUUGACAAGCUUUCCCAUCUGGAAGAGCUCUAUCUUGGCAACAAUCGGCUUCAGACCCUUACCUCUGGUGCAUUGUCCGCUCUUAAGAAACUAAAAGUGUUGAAUGUGAAUAGCAACCGGCUACAAAAUGUCAGCCGUGCCAGUUUCUCCAGCCUGGGGUCACUGAUCAAACUAAGACUGGACGCUAAUAACAUGCAAGUACUGCAUGGCUCUCCCUUUCAGGGUCUCUCCAAUCUGCUUUAUCUCCAUCUGGAAAACAACAAACUUACAAAUAUCAGUAAAAACGCAUUUGCAGGGCUUGUAAAAUUGCGUUUACUGAGCCUGUCAGGGAACCCCCUAAACUCUUUACGCCAUCCCACAUUUUUACCACUGCGCUCCCUUAGCACGCUUAUCAUGGCUGGAAAUAAUCUGCAGCAACUGGGACCAGGUGUUUUUCAUGGGCUACAGAGGCUUUCCAAACUCGUUCUUAGCUCAAGCAGGAUUUCUCUUCUACACAGCAAGACUUUUCAGGGAUUGGGAUCUUUGCAAGAGCUGCACCUUGAUGGAAACUUACUGAGCGAUCUGCCUGAAAGCCUCCUAGUAUCACUGCAAAGUUUGGAGGUAUUAAAUAUGAGCCAUAAUUCUCUCUCCAGUUUGCAACCCAGAACGUUCAAUGGAUUAAGUCGGCUGAGGGUCUUGGAUCUGCAGUAUAAUAUGUUUCGUUUUCUGCCUGGGGAUAUCCUUGCGGAAAAUCCAGCCCUUUAUAGGCUGCAGCUAGAUGGCAAUCCAUGGAACUGCAACUGUCAUCUCUUGGGGCUCAAACGCUGGAUUUUGGGAACCCUACACACAAGGAUACGAAUGCUGACCGUGUUUGUAAAGUGCAAAGAGCCUCAGGAGGUAGCAGGAAAGUAUUUGGACUAUCUGGAAGAUACUUAUUUGCAGGGAACUGGGGACUGUGUUUUUACUACGACUCCUAAAGGGAUGUACAGCGCUGUACCAGGUGAACAUCUGGUUUUGCAUCCUUCACCAGAAGGUCAGAAAAGUGAAGCAGAUUCGGAUCAUUUGGAUUCAAAAGCAAGUAUAUUACCGCCUGCCUCUACACAAUCACCAAAAGCCUUCUUUAUGCCUCAAACAUUGGCAUCCGUAGAACGAAUCCCCACCACCAAAUUGCCAUCAGGGACCAAAAGAAGCAGUGCAGAAAAACGGCAAAAAAUAUCACAAGCGGGCAAAAGCAAAAACACAAAGGCUUCUGGUGGAACGCGGAAUCCAACAGAAUCGAAGCUGAACUUGCUGAAGCCUAGCCAGCAGUACCCAGAGACUGAAAAGCAACACCCUGUUACAUUCCAGCCAACGAGUGAAAAAUUAAAACAGCUGCCUUUCAAGCAAUCUGAGGCUCCAAUCUCAGCAUCCAACAAUUUACAUCAUAGUCUUCCAGAUGUUGAGAUUUUACAUCAGCGGCCCCCUGCCUCUUUAAAUCCUCCUUCCAAUCCUGAGCACUCUGAUGUAACAUCUGAAAUGCCAAAAACUGGCGACUCGCACCUGAAGUUAAAAAAACCGCAGAAGGACAUCCCAGAAGUAGAGACCUUACAUCGGAGUCAUUCUGACGCAUUGCAGCCUUCUUUCCACUUUACGCAUCCUGAGCAAAGCGAAACCUUGCAUCAAGUUGCACCUUUUCCAUCCAUCCUGUCUGAUCCGUGUGAAUUUAACAAGUUGUAUUUACUAAACUUGUCUGUGGAGUACGUAGGAAGCACUACAGCUCGGGUACGAUGGCAAACGAUACCACAUACUCAUGGGCCUGUCCUGUUCAGGGUUCUUUAUGAGCGAUUUGGUCAGGGUGGACGCUUUCAGCGGUUUGUCUACCCGAGGGGUCAUGCAGAAUCUUUAACAUUGCAGGAGCUGACAGGAGAUACUCCAUAUUUAGUGUGUGUUGAAAGCCUUAUUGGUGGCAGAGCUUGUCCUGUGGCUCCUAGGGAGCAUUGCGCAGGUCUUGUGACAUUACCUGCAGAAGAUGAGCAUUCUUGGCUAAACUACCAAUUGCUUGCCUUGGUACUGCUGGCCCUCAAUGCAUUGCUGCUUCUGUUGGGCUUGGUUGCUUGGGGUUCUAGAGUGGCACGCAGAAAAUGGUGUAGAAAGAGGGCGCCAGUUCAUGUCCGCCAGAUGUAUUCCACGCGCCGCCCUUACCGGUCUGUGGGAACUGGAGUGUCCACUGAUUUUUCAGGUUUUCAGUCACACCGAGCCAGGACUGCAGUGUGUGCUCUGGGAGAAGCAGACCUCAUGGAGUUCCCUGGCUGUGAGCGCUUCAGAGAGGGGGCAAAUAUACACAGAGAUAAUCUACUCCAGAGGUUCACAGACUAAUCAUUUCAUAAAUCAGCCAGGAAUGUCCUGCUGAAUAGCAGCCAAAUACAGUGCGCGUAUUAUUGAGGAUUUGUUCCCAAGAAGUAAUUGGCCAUCAAUCGCUAAAUGUCAUUAUGUAUUUGGUCACAUUAGACAACACAAUUUGACAUGUCGAACAUGCAGACAUCCAAGAUAUACUGUAUAUUACUAAAAAUGAACUCUGUUAGGCCUCAUACGCACAGGCACGUGGGGCCAUGCCAAGUAAAUUAUUUCCGCACACAGGAGACACAACUGAAGCAUACAGAUGCCCAUAGUAAUGAAUGGCGUAUGCCAUACUUAUGUAAACACAUGUAUGGGUGGAAAUCCCUGCAUGUGGCUUGUGUGUGUGU